AUGUCUGUAAAAUCUUGUUUAGAUUCGAUAAAAUUACAUUUCGAGAAUACACCUGUUGAAGAAUGGUCGUAUAUGACAUUCUUAGAAUCGCAAAAACCGAUUAUCGUCUCCGAAGUUUGCUCGCUGGUUAAUCAAAAAUCUUUGUGGAGAAAGCGAUAUCUCACAUAUUUACGUAGCGUCCUGGCUACGAAAGAGCAGGAUGAUAUUAGCAAAAGGCGAGCAGCUUUUUUAAUUAAAGAGAAACGACCGCCCGAAGAGAAAACUUUCUGGAAUAAUGUUGCGAUUGAAAAAGGCUUACUGAUAACAAAUGAUGAUACAUCAUUUCAAGAUGAAAAUGAUGAUAAUGAAGAUAAUACAUUAUCUGAUGCAGGAUCGGACGAUGAUUACGAAACAAUAACAGAGUCAGGGAGUUUAGAUGAGCCACUCAUGGGGUUCUGCGGUUUUCAGGAAGAAGUCGUGAAACAAAUUUCAAUUAUGAAAAAUCUCGACUUUAUUUCUGAUCAUGAAGGAAGCAUGGUUCGAGACGUGUUGAAGAUCCCGAAAGCUUUGAAUGAUCUUCUCAGGACGGAAUAA
This is a messenger RNA of Paraglomus occultum, 573 nucleotides long. Lineage: Eukaryota; Fungi; Glomeromycota; Glomeromycetes; Paraglomerales; Paraglomeraceae. The record is from the annotation of a GenBank genome assembly.